This is a messenger RNA of Cyprinus carpio (common carp), 2558 nucleotides long. RefSeq names its product transmembrane protein 214-B-like. Bases 372 to 2171 code for a protein of 599 amino acids. The record is from RefSeq and is a predicted model, not a curated record. Gene Ontology annotation, cellular component: endoplasmic reticulum; Golgi apparatus. The transcript has 15 exons. Lineage: Eukaryota; Metazoa; Chordata; Actinopteri; Cypriniformes; Cyprinidae.
CUCCCUUUAGCCCGCGCGCUAGCAGGUUUACCGGAAUAUCAAGGUUAUUACAUUAAUAAACAACACAUUUCCAGACCGCGACGUAGCGAUAUAUAAUAAAUACUACAUGAUAUUUAUGCUUAGUAUGUUUUUAAUAGAAUAACAUAGAUAACAGACAGCACUAAUAACACAUUUAGCCGCGCGCCUUACAGGACUGGACUCAAAUAAACUCAUCAGUAGUCGCUCCCGCGCUGACCGGAAGCGCGCAGAGAGUGGACGCGCUUGAACAGGAAGCACUUCCGCGCGCCGCAAACGGACGUGGCAUAAGAGCCGUUGUUUUGGUCUGAUCAACACCGUCGGUUAUUAAUUAUCAUUGAUUUGUUUUCGAGAUUAUGGCCUCCGGCGCGGGCAGAUGGGAGGUGGUGAAGAAAGGAAAGAAACAGAAUAUUAGCAGCAGCUCUGGAGGAACACCCCAGGAGAAGAAAUCCGUCCGGAGUGACACCAACACUGACAGCAGCUACGUGAUGUCUGAGACCAUAUUCAACAGCUUUGAGAAGAUGGAGCAGAAGGAGCAGGUUCCUCCACCGGCUGAGACCCAGCAGAAGAAGCCCAGGUGUGAGUCAUCAUGUCAGAAGAACUGCUCUGAUGCUGUGUCUGUGUGUCUAGAUUACCCAUACUGCCUCGCUGGUAAGGAGCUGAGAGCCGUAAUCAAAGCCCUGCUGGCCAGAUGUUCAGACGCGCUGCCCGAGUUCUUUGACCACUGCGUGUUUACGAUGCUGCGAGAGCAGGACCUGCAGGCCGGCGAGUGUCUGCACGGCUACAGGAUGUGCAUCCAGGCUCUGGUGCAGGUCAAACCUCAGAUCGUCUCGCUGAAGCUGCCUGACCACCUGGAGCUGCUGCGCUCUCAUCAGAACCGGCCGGUCAAGUGUCUGACCAUCAUGUGGGCUCUGGGACAGGCGGGAUUCUACGACCUCAGCCAGGGCCUCAGAGUUUGGUUGGGGAUCAUGCUUCCUGUUCUCGGGAUGAAGGCUCUGUCUGCGUAUGCCAUCACUUAUCUGGAGCGCCUCCUCACUCUUCAUGCCAACCUGACCAAAGGUUUCGGGGUCAUGGGGCCGAAGGAGUUCUUCCCGCUGCUGGACUUUGCCUAUAUGCCCAAAAACGCCUUGUCCCAGAGUCUGCAGGAGCAGUUGUGUCAGCUUUACCCGCGGCUCAAGGUUCUGGCGUUCGGAGCCAAACCUGAAUCGACGCUGCACACGUACUUCCCCUCCUUCCUGUCACGAGCCACGCCGAACUGCCCUGACGCCAUGAAGAAAGAGGUCUGUCUCCGGAGCCUGACGGAGUGUCUGACGGUGGACGGACAGAGUUUGAGCGUCUGGAGGCAGUUAUACACCAAACACCUGUCGCAGUCCAGUCUUCUGCUGAGUCACCUGCUGCAGUCCUGGAGCACUCUUCCACCGAAGUUGCAGAAAAACCUUCAGGACACCAUCCAGUCGUUCAGAGUGACCAAUGACGAGCUGCAGAGCAGCACAAACACACAGCACAUCAGCGACUGCAGCUCGCUCUGCCACUCUCUGCAGCAGAAGAUGCAGGGUCGGGGUUACCCCUGGUGGCGCGUGCUGAUGAUGUCACUGGUGUUCGUGGCGGGCUUCAUCGCGCAUGACGUCCGGUCGCAGGGCUCGUUCGCCGACUCCACCACAGCGCUGUAUCUGGAGAGGUCAGGGGUCACGGCCGUAUCCCAGCAGGCCUGGAGUAAAGUAUCACACUGCGGCCAGCAGGGCGUCAGCUGGCUGUUAGAGAACACGCCGUAUUAUUACUCGCGCGCGCUGGAGGCCGCGGGUUAUUUGUUGGGGGAGAUGGGGGGCGGGGAUGACUCUGAUGGGACAUUGAUUGCAGUGAUUGUGUUGGUUCUUCAGGUGCGUGCGAACACUCCGGAGAGCGUGUUUGAGUUCAUGGAGUACGUGAAGCAGCUGCUGCUGUUCGUCCAGGAGCACAUCAUCGUCCCGGCGCUGCAGUAUCUGAAGACGGAGCUGCAGCACGCCUGGAAGAGCCUGCAGGAGUCCUGCGACGGCGAGGUGUCGCUCCACUGCUUACAGAAUCACCUGAGAUCCUUCACCAACAGCACCUGGGUUUACCUGCAGGACGCCACGUCUGCCGCCAAGAGCCGCGCGCAGGAGCUGCUGUCGCGAGCGUGAUCUCAACCACACCCUGCUGAGCCGUGAUCAUGUCCCUUUGUUUUCAAUUUGCAUGAUUUUAUAUCUGUUGUACUGACGGUUCUGUCUUUUAUGCAGAUGUUUUUCAUGGUGUUUAUUAGCUCUGUGUGGAUCACUAAUGACUACUGCUGCUGGCUGAGCGCUGUACUUGAACACUGAAUGACCUGAUGGAUGAUUUACAACAAAAACAUCAUCCACGGAGUCAAAAAAACCUGCAUCUCCUGCCAUCAGGCUCCAGAAUGACAGGGUUGCUAUGGAAACCACAUUGUUAAACUACAAUGUAUCAUUUGAAGCAGGCGUGUGUCCUGUGAGAUGAGCUGAUUCGUUACUUUGUAAAUGAUUUAUAAAUAAACAGACCAAUGCUGUUCA